UUGUCUUCAACCAUAUCUUACCGAUUCUCACAAGGCGAAACUUGCGUUUUUAUUGUGAAUGUUUUCGAACAUAAUAAUAGUAUAUCCUCCCCUUCUCAAUUAUAAUAUGAGUCUCUCCUAAAGUUUAGUAGUGGACUCGCCCAUUGACAACGGAGCAGGGCUGUGUGGUGUCAGGUCUCUCGCUCAAUGAUGAGGUUUCAACGUGAAAGUUUUGUUGAGGACACUCCUUCAGGACCCGACGGACCAAGCCUACAGCCGUCAAGCUGGGGGACAUAUAAGCUCUUUCAGUUUCUUAAAGGGUGCUAGCAGAAAAACGCAGAAACUUCAGUGGAGAGGAGCAAGGGUCUGGGAUUAGCGUGUGAAAGAGAUUCAUCAUGGGAAAACAGAACAGCAAGUUGCGCCCAGAGGUCCUGAAUGACCUGCGAGAGAACACAGAGUUCACAGACCACGAGCUGCAGGAGUGGUACCGCGGUUUCCUUAAGGACUGCCCUUCCGGCCACUUAACGGUUGAGGAAUUCAAGAAGAUCUAUGCCAAUUUCUUUCCGUAUGGGGAUGCAUCAAAGUUCGCAGAGCAUGUUUUUCGAACCUUUGACACCAACGGUGAUGCCACCAUUGACUUCCGGGAGUUCAUAAUUGCGCUGAGUGUGACCUCGCGUGGAGCCCUGGAACAGAAGCUCCGCUGGGCCUUUAGCAUGUAUGAUUUGGAUGGCAAUGGAUACAUCAGCCGAGCUGAAAUGCUGGAGAUUGUACAGGCAAUUUAUAAAAUGGUGUCAUCUGUGAUGAAGAUGCCCGAGGAUGAGUCAACUCCAGAGAAACGCACAGACAAGAUAUUCCGACAGAUGGACACGGACAAUGAUGGCAGACUUUCUCUUGAGGAAUUCAUCAAAGGUGCCAAAAGCGACCCCUCUAUUGUCAGACUAUUACAGUCUGACCAAAGCACGUCUCGACAGUUAUAAAUACAAAUGUGAAAAGCAGCUGACAGGCAACCACAAAAAGACAGAAAUAGUAGAAAGUUUGUUGCUUGAAUCUGAAUUCAAACAGUAUUUGAGUUGUCAUAAAUGUCUGGGCUUUGUUUAAUUUUAUUUUAAGGGAUGACCAAAAAUAUUUAGAGUAAUUUCAAUUACAUUCCACUAUAGGAGAUAAAUGACCAGGAAGUACUGCCUUCAUAUCCCCAAAAUGGCUGUUGGGCCAUUUGGGUGAAAACAUUUAGUAAACAUAUUUAAUUCAAAAUUAGAUCUAAAAAUAGUCAAAAAUUGCGUUGAAAUACACAACGUAAAAGUAGGCUACUGCUCUUUAUAGUACUAUCAUUAGAUGCUUUUGUCAGAUGUCGAUCAUGGGUUUACACUACAAGUGGUCUGGAUGCAUUUGAAGCAGCACUGACUGAAAGUGCUGACCUGCCAAUCAUGAUAGAUGUUGGGGCAUCAAAACGUCUAGUGCUUUAUUUUUUUUUUAAACAUAUUGCCUUGUUAGGUAUGUUUCAGAAUAUACUGAAAAUCUCUGUAUGCCCACAGACUCAAAGCUGCUUUGAUUUACACGUAUGUUUGUGCUCAAAUACAGCUUUUAGAUUUAAUUAGUCAAAAGAAAUAUACCAGAGCAUGUUUGGCAGUUUUUGUUAUCAGGAGUUGAUUCAGAAUGAUUUAAAAUAUAAUAUGGAAUGGCAAACUAUUUUAAAGUGCAAUAUAAUCGAAGCACAUGAGUCUAUUUUGCUGCAUUGUAACAUCUGAUUUAAAACCCGGUUGGCUUUAAUUCUUAAGUUCAUGAUAAGAAGGAAGAAAUGCAAGAGGACAGUCCAAAAUCCUUUUUUUUUUUUUUUUUUUUCACCAUAAUGCCCUCAAGGUAAACACCAGCAGGCUUUAGGCUGCUACGGUGGUUAAAUAAUUAAUAUUUCAACACUGUUAUCCAUUUGAAUAUAUGGAGCAGAUAGAAUAGCAGACAGGUGGUUAGUUUCUCCAUGUCCUUUCUCCAUUCCAAUGUCAGUAAAAACAGAAUAGAUGCUUUUGGAUAUUUAGCUGCAUAGAAUGUAAUGUUGAAGUUUCUCCAAGAUCUGUGUUAAUGCAGAGAAUGAACCUUCUUACUAUAAACAUUGCUGCUUGUUAGAUUGUGCUCUAAAUUUUCACUGUUGCAUGAAGUACAGUAUUUUUGUGCUCUAAAAAGCUCUAUGUAAAAUGCUUUGUUUUAAGAAAGUUUAAAUGAAAUGCCAAACCUAAUAUUUGUACUGGAUAUAUUAGAUUUAUGAGUCAUUUUUAAUUUUAUAUAAUAGUAAUUGUGCUAUAAGCAAUGAUGUUUCAACUAGAGACAAUAAUUCUGUCUUUACUGUAGCUGGGAAUGGGAUGUCCAGCCAUAUCUUGGUAAAGCCAAAGCAUCAGUGCAAAUCUUAAUGUUGCAUCUUAACUGAGCAGUGCACUUGUCUGCAUGAAUUCUCAAUAACCCACUGAUUCAUAGGCCAUUUAAGUCACUGGUGU
Myxocyprinus asiaticus (Chinese sucker) is the source of this 2462-nucleotide messenger RNA. RefSeq names its product hippocalcin-like protein 1. The record is from RefSeq and is a predicted model, not a curated record. The coding region runs from base 375 to 956 and encodes 193 amino acids. NCBI's taxonomy places the organism in Eukaryota, Metazoa, Chordata, Actinopteri, Cypriniformes, Catostomidae. Gene Ontology annotation, molecular function: calcium ion binding. The transcript has 5 exons.